Penicillium longicatenatum is the source of this 1512-nucleotide messenger RNA. RefSeq names its product Zn(II)2Cys6 transcription factor domain-containing protein. The transcript has 3 exons. The record is from RefSeq and is a predicted model, not a curated record. Gene Ontology annotation, molecular function: zinc ion binding; DNA-binding transcription factor activity, RNA polymerase II-specific. Gene Ontology annotation, biological process: regulation of DNA-templated transcription. Lineage: Eukaryota; Fungi; Ascomycota; Eurotiomycetes; Eurotiales; Aspergillaceae. The coding region runs from base 1 to 1512 and encodes 503 amino acids.
AUGGUUGGGGUGGCUGGGAAGUCGAAAGGGUGCAACACGUGUCGAAAACGGAAAAUUGCUUGUGAUCAGCAGAAGCCGGCGUGUAACCGGUGUACACGGUCAAAUCGAGUGUGUGGUGGGUACGAGAAAGACAGAGUGUUUGUGCUCGUUCAACCCGCCGCGGAGAAAACACACAUCUACCUAAAGCCCUCUUCUGACCCUCAAAAUGAAGACUCUCCAGAGAGCUCAACACCUGGUUCUUCUCCGCCGGCCACGGAGAUUCAUCGCGUGCAAAGAACUUGCUCGUUUCCCGAGACCAGCCCCGGCUAUCAACUGAUCCACAGCAGCAUCGAACGCCACAACUUAGUUCAAGCUUUCCUCUCCAAUUGUUUCCCAUCACAAUGGGUGACCACGUCUCCUCGAUCCUGGAUCCCCUUACUUGCAGAGCUACCGACCAAAGCCAAAACCCUCGAGAUAUCGGCUGCGGCAGUUGCAGCCUCGGCGAUUGGAAAUAUGUUCCAUAUGCCUGGUCUGGUCAAAACAAGCCACAAGUACUAUACUCAGGGCCUCCGUCAGCUACAAAGGGCCCUGCAUGACCCACUUCUCAUGCGCGAAGACGAAACUCUUGCGGCAUGCAUGGCCUUGAGUCUUUACGAGGCGCUUGAAUGUCCUACGGCGGGAUCUGAGGGCUAUUUCAGUCAUUGCCAGGGUCUUAUCGCAUUGGUUCAAGCUCGUGGUGUACAUGCACAUACUUCUGCUGUUGGUCAUCAGUUAUUUCUAGGGCUCCGAAUUCCAGGGAUAUUAUACGCCUUACAACGCAACACCUCUACUAUCUUGUUCGACUCCAUCUGGAUGGAGCAGCCCUGGGUAGAAUAUACGAAGUCACCACUUGAUUGCGUCACUGAUUGCUUUGCCCAUGCUCCUGGGAUCCUGGAGCGGGUAAGAAAACUUCCAACCCUAAGCGCCAAUCAGCAGCUCGGCUUGCUUUAUAAUCUGGUCCAUGAAUGCUGGCAGGUAGACAACCAGCUGAAUAUCAUACACGACGGGAUAGUAAAGAACGCGCCGGGUCCUCUAUACUGGCUAGUGCCCUCACAGCAAAGCUUUUUGGCUCAUGAUGAUUCCGUCGUGGGUCUUUUCCCAUUCGUCUUCUGCUUUUCAAACAUCCAAACCGCCAGAACACUGACGCUCUUGUGGGCAACGCGAAGUAUGCUCUGGACGGGUCUAUGUAAUCUAUACAACUAUGCCAACUUCCUUGCAGCUGGGAGCUGCAAAUUCAUCACUGAUGAGAGUAGUCUACCUCCUCUUGGCCAUCGUGAAGACUAUGUUUCCAUGGCCUGUCAUGUCUGUCAGUCGGUGGAGUAUUUUCUGCAAAAUGAGAUGCUGCUGGCGGGGCCAAUAUCAGUCAGUCCAGCGCUUGGUAUUGUUCUUGACAGCCUACAGCAAGGAUAUCAUCCUCAAGAAGUUACGUGGCUUCGAGCAACACUUGAUGUAAUCCGCCGGAAAGGUUUGCAGGCACUGGAAUAUGUCACAUAA